Molecule: messenger RNA, 827 nt
Organism: Panicum hallii
Lineage: Eukaryota; Viridiplantae; Streptophyta; Magnoliopsida; Poales; Poaceae
Exons: 3
Coding region: 70-597 (175 amino acids)
Source: RefSeq, a predicted model, not a curated record
AAGUACUUGAGCCAACAUGUUGAGCUGCUGCCGUCAUCUCCAGUCUUGUCUCCCCUUGGUGCGCUCAUCAUGCGUCCUGUAACUGCUGCUGGGGCCAGAGUAGUUUCAGAGUCAGGAGACUGCGGCGACUGCAGUGGGAGCAUGCUCCAAACUGCAGGCAUGGGAUGCGAGUCAGGCAAAGUAAUGUCCACAAAUAUUAAGCCCACCUCAUCUUAUGACCAAUACUGUGUUUCUGAGAAAGAAGCCUCUGUACGGAAUUUGGAUAAUUUGGAGCGCAGAACUCAAAUUAUCUCACAAACAAUCAAAAUGGCACCAUGCCAGCAACCCAAAAGUGGGACAUUGGUAACCAUUACCACAGAUGUCAGGCAUAACAAUGGUGAACAAGAAUGUAGCAAUGAAGCUUCAUCCAAGACCUUGAGAAGAAGUACAAGCAAAAGAAUGACCGAUUCAUCACCACGAUUUUCAAGAGUAGUAUCAUUUCAUGAUGAAAAAGAGAAAGCGGUUAAGAUUGAAGAAAGGCUCGCUUCUGGAGCUCGUGUUAUAAUCCAGUGUGCACCCUUACUCAAAGAAACUUAUGCCAGUUCUAAAGCAAUGUAACAGAGGAGUUUCCAUCUUGUUUUUCCCACUCUACUUUUUUUCUUUCUUGAUAGUCCGAAGUUGUUGGCAGUAGCUGAAAUUGUGUGAUUCUAUCAGAUUUCUCACCAGGGUAAUAAAUAGAAACGGUUUUCUGUACCUUUCAGGAUAGUUACCAUUAAAUGUCUAUUGUUACCAUAACACUGUACUCUCAUCUCAGUAAAAUAUUUACACUGGCACGGCAGUUAGAAGUC